UACCUCCUGGAAGCUACCAGAAGGCCAGAAGCAAGUGCUCAAUCAGUACUCUCGGGCGGGCAUCGAUGACAACCUGCUCCGGCGACUACCGCGGCGAGGCCAUCGUCCCCGCCUCCCGCGCCGGCAACUUCCUCGAGCAGUCCGGCGACUGCCCGUACUCCAAGUACACACGCUAUCUACUCGCUCCUUAACUUAUACGUGCAUGCAUGCAUACAAGCUAGCCCUGCGUGUGCGUUGAUCUAGGGGUGUGCAAAAGGGUGUGCUUUUCCCCUUGCCCCUUGUAAGCGUGGUAGCGUAUGGCUCUUUAAAACUUCAGUAGCGGUGCAUACGGCAGGUUGGCCACCUCUCCUGUGGGGUGGUAACGUGGGGUGGGGGUGUUUCGUUGCUUGGUAGCUUACCUUUUUAUGUUUUUCUCUUGCGCCAAGACGCUAUGGUACUCUGUGACUUGUUUUGUUAUCUUUUAUUUGUGAAUAAUUUAGAUUGCUUAUUACAUGUGUCACGUGGUACUUGUUCCGUUAUCUGAUGAUAGUGGAACCAGAUCCAAUCUGGAUCGUAUGAAAAAAAAAAUCCAUGUGUAUUGCAUCGACUCGAUUGUAAGAUGUUGUACGUGUUACAAGUCUUUUCUUGAUAUUGUAACGCACUGCAUACUUGUUGGAGACUUCGUUUAAUAAUAUGGUUGCAUACGCACCAUUGCGAUACAGAGGCUGGGGGCAAUGCCCCUUUUCGAAAGAAAAAAAGAUGUUGUACGUGUACCCCAUCUAUACUUGUCUGCAAACUUUCAUGGUUUCCGAACUUUGGAGCUCGCCCCUUUAACCAUGUAGCGCCAUGAUUUUUUCUGAUUUUAUGCAGGGCUUAAAUGGUCGUAUUUUUUUUAUGAUUUUCCUAGAAGUGACUAUAUAUUCGCCCCUAUGCAUCACCGUUUUUUUGGGGACAAAUUUUGGAAACUUGCAAGGCAAAAACCACAGAGGGGUGGAUGUGAGUGUAGGUGCAUGGUAUCAUGGCAUUUCUCCUAGACAGCCUGUUAAUAAAUACCUGUUUAUCAUUUAAAUUAGCCCGCAUGCAUAUCUUGCUUUGCAGCGGGGAUCUCUACGAGUUGGCGUGGAAAGGAGGAGGCAUCACCAUCUCAUCAUGUUCGCGUAGGCCUGAGGUGAUGCAUGUGCCACCUUCCGAGGACAAAAUGGCGACGUGGCUCCACCCGAUUAUCACAUGUGGUGGUCAAGAUCGUGCUGGUGACAACGAUAUUGCCGGGCAGAGGUCGGAUAAUCGGGUGAUAACAUCGGAGGACUUGAACAAGCUGUUGAAGGAGAACAGCGGGAAGACAGUGGAAAAUAAUAUGGCAACGGACACAGCAAGCGACUCCAGUGUAAGGAGGAAGGCCACAGGAGGAACACACAGCCAAACAGAAAAGAGACGAAGAUCCAAGAUAAACAAGUGUUUAAAGACCCUGCGGCGUCUCGUUCCAGGAUGCGAGAAGCGGUGUAGCCAAGCCUCGACACUAGACCUUACAAUCAAGUACAUCAAGUCACUGCAGCGUCAAGUCCAGGCGAUGUCCGUCGCCGUCGGCAGCAGCAUGACGCAGCCCGCGGGGGUUGCAGCCGUGGUGCCACCGGUGCCGGUCGCCGCCGCUGCUCCAGGGGUAAUCCAAGUCCAACCGGGGCUGGUUCUUUGCGCGCCGCCUCCGAUGAUCCCGUUGGCGCCCAUGGUUCCUACAGUGAUGAUGCCCGCACCAUUGGUGUGUCGAGCAACUCCAAGCGUAGCAGGUCACGGUGGCUGUCGUCAUGGCGCCGGUAGCAACAGGCGCGUAACAAACAACAGCCAGCUAGCGGGGCUUAAUAGAGCCCAGCACGUUGGGAGUACCGGACACAUAAACCAGGCAGCGAGGCUGGGCUGAGAUCGAUAUUAGGACGAAUUGGGCCUUCAUUCGUCACGUGAGGGCCCAUAUCUCUGACUUUGAGUUCAUCUCCUUCAUCUUUUUUUGCGGGGGGUUUUUUUUUGGGAGACUGAAAGGGUUCAUCUGUCAACCAUGAAAACGAGAGGAUCAUAAAGGAAGUGUUGUCUGGAACCCGUGUGUGGCUGUGGAAUCCACCUCCAGGCGUUUGUAUCCCAUGUAAUCUUAAACUUUCAAUAAAGGGAAACAAUUCGCUCAAACAAAGUGAAUCAUGUUUCCAAAGAAUAUUUGAAACAUACAGCAUUGUAUUUCAUGGCGUGACCAUGCUCGAUCUGCUUUAGUCCAUGAAGGGAAAGUAGUAUUUCAUGGCGUGACCAAGAGCCAGCCAGACAUGUUUGAGUCAGUCUCGAUACGAUACCUUGGCAAAUCUUCAGGAAACCACAACAUCACU
This is a messenger RNA of Aegilops tauschii subsp. strangulata, 2339 nucleotides long. RefSeq lists its product as uncharacterized. Gene Ontology annotation, cellular component: nucleus. Gene Ontology annotation, molecular function: protein dimerization activity. NCBI's taxonomy places the organism in Eukaryota, Viridiplantae, Streptophyta, Magnoliopsida, Poales, Poaceae. The record is from RefSeq and is a predicted model, not a curated record.